GCCUGAGUGGCGCCGAGCUGUGCGUGGGGCAUGUCGUGGCUGGCGGUGCUGCGUGUGUACUGGGCGGGGGCGACCGUGGUGCUGGCGCAGCUGCUGCGGCGUCUCCGCGGGGGCUUCCCUGAGCCAGUGUUUUCCCCUCAACCAGGCCGCGUGGCCAUCGUGACGGGGGGCACAGACGGCAUUGGCUUGGCCACCGCCAAGCGCCUGGCCGGGCUCGGGAUGCACGUGAUCGUGGCGGGAAACAACGCGAGCAGAGCGCAGGCGGCCGUCAGGGAGAUCCGCAAGGAGACCUGCAACGACCAGGUGGAGUUCCUGUACUGCGACCUGGCUUCGCUGCGGUCCGUGCGCGCGUUCGCGGACGCGUUCAAGGCGAAGGGCGUCCCUCUCCACGUGCUCGUCAACAACGCCGGCGUCAUGAUGGUCCCCGAGCGCAGGACCCAAGAUGGCUUCGAGGAGCAUUUCGGCCUCAACUACCUGGCCCACUUCCUGCUCACCAACCUCCUGCUGGACACCCUGACGGCCUCGGCGGCCCCGGGCCGGCGCGCCAGGGUCGUCACCGUGUCCUCCGCCACCCAUUACGUCGGGGAGGUCAACAUGGACGACCUGCAGGGGAGGGCCGGGUACUCCGCGCACGGCGCGUACGCACAGAGCAAGCUGGCGCUGGUGCUGUUCACCUACCACCUGCAGCACCUGCUGGACGCCCGGGGUGGCCGCGUCACCGCCAACGCCGUCGACCCCGGCGUGGUGGACACCGACCUCUACAGACACGUCUUCUGGGGCCGCGGCGUCCUCAAGAGGCUCCUGGCCUGGAUGGCCUUCAAGACGCCCGACGAGGGCGCGUGGACGUCGGUGAUGGCGGCGGUGUCCCCCGCGCUGGAGGGCGUCGGCGGGCGCUACCUGCGCGACGGCGAGGACGCCGCGUCCCUGCGCGUCUCCUACGACCGCGGGCUGCAGGCGCGGCUGUGGGCGCGCAGCUGCCGCUUGGUGGGCGUCCCCGACGUCACCCCCGAGGUCAUGGCUGCGUAGCGACGCACACGUCCUGUGGGACGCCCUCGUUACUUCGCUCUCGCCAUUCAUGACCCUCGGGUCCGUGAUGGCUGCCACAAAUCAAUCACGCACAUGUCUGUCAGUUAUCUGUUCACGUGUCAAACAUCGGUCCACAGACAGGAGGGCACAGGGCUGGGAGGGAGCGAGUGAUGUCGCUGGAGGGCGUAGAGACCCCGCCCUCUCGUGGUCUGCUACUUGGUAAUCAUGAGGGGAGCAGCUCUGCCGCCACUAGGGGUGCAGUGGGCGGGGCCAGGCGGAGAAAGUGACGUCGCUUAAGGACGUGGAGGACCUACCCCUUUCUGUCUCUGCUUCCUGUCAAUCACUGAUGAGGGGAACCACUCUGCCUCCACUAGGGGCUGUCGUGGGCGGGGCCUGGAAGGGGCGUAGCAUUUGAACUCUGUCCUUGUGUGUUUUUAAUGUUUCUUACAUAAUUUGCACAUAUAUACAUAUAAAACUAUAUAUUUUUUAAUUCUCAAAAAUUUAAAACUAGACUAGAAUAUUUACAUGUUUUAUUAAAUCUUUACAAUCAGUAAUUAUAAUCAAAUACACAAUUAUAUACAAGGAUUAUAUACAUUUUGCCCAGACUUUUACAUCACAGUACAUAGUUUCCAUUAGAAAUAUUGUAUACAUUUAUCACCAAACGAUAAAACCCAACAACAGUAGUGUUACAGCACCUGUUAGUACAGACAUCUUUUUCAUAAAUUACAUCAUAAGAAAAUAUACGGCUGUAAAUUGGGCUUUUAAAAAUGUCUUUUAUAAAAUCUUAACAUACAAUGUUUCAUUCACAGAAUGUUUUUUUUCUAUGUUCUGACUGUAGCCUUGUGCAUAAAAUGACCGGUUGGAAUAUUUACUAAAUUCUACCCACCCCCUCUAAAUUAUAAGCACUAUUUGUAUUAUGCUGAGCUUUCUUUCUGAUGAAUUUGGCAUGGGGUUUGGUGAGAGAACAAAUGCUGGCUUUGCUAUAAAAAGGUCAUGUGGUGGUAAUUUAAAUCUAAAAGAAUUCUCUAGAGAAUAAUUGCAUUAAGAAAUGAAAGUCAAAGUCUAUAAUUUUUCAUUUUAAAAGCUAAUAAUGUGAAGAAAAAGGAAAAAUAAAAUGUCAUGAAAUAAUUUGUUCUGAUGCAAUUACACUUUUCAAAAGAAGCUUAUUACAAAUUAAAAAAAAACUACUCAACAAAAUAUCCCACCCAAAAUGUAUGUAGCAAAUUACAAUUCCUUCACACUUAAGCUUUAUGGGUAAGUACUGCAAAGUACAGCGCAUCAGUUCAAUGGACUUUAAUGUGCAAAAAACAGCCUGUAUCUAUUUUUUUAGUAGGUAAACAAGUGAGAAACUUGAAAAUACCUGAAUUAAAUACUUGCUCUAAUAUCUAAUGUCUAAUGUUCAGGUAAAAUCCAUACUUGAUUCCAGGUUUGUAAACAUCAUAUAAAUCCUUCUUAGUCAAACAAUUUUAUGGCUGUGGUGAUCAUUUCAGCUCUAUUUCUAAGCAGUCAACAUUUAACUGAGGUAGACCAGAUGUUUCUAAACUCAGGGUCCAAUAUAAUCCCCUGAAUUUUCAGCAAGUAAAUAUAUCUAUGAAAGUUUUAAGCAAACUUUUUUUUUUAAUCUAUGCUGUUGGAAUUUUUUUAAUGACCUUAAAAACUACUUGGUGGCAGUAUGUCAAGAACAUGAAUGUGGGAUGAACUAUAAUAUUGAUGUUUUGAAGCUAAAAAUGUGUCUUCUUUCUUAACUAGGGGGAAAAAACAAGAAUAAUUCCUUCCAGGUGUUAAGUAUAACUUCUUAAAUAUUUUUUUCUUCCUUUCUCUUCUUAAAGGUUAUUUUUUUUCUAAACAAAUGAGUCACUUCUAAUCUCAGUGAAAGUCAACACCUCCCCCUAGCGGCCAAAGAAUCCAGGGCUUGGGAGAGCAGCAAUAAGCUAGCUUUUCCUAGUGGGUGCCAUUAAGUUCUCCUGGGGGGUGGGGGAAAUAAACUGCUUUGAUAACUUAGUUCAGGGUAAGAUUUAAACAAUGGCUUUGAGCUACAAAUGUAAAAUCAAAUCAACAUAUAUAAGGCUUCUGUAAUCAAAGUCUUAGACGAACAUCUGCUCCUCCUCUCCAAGCCCCAGUCCUAUAAAUCAGGGUAAGUCAAGUAAUUAAGCUUCAGCUAUUUUGGCAGUUUUGCAAUUAACAUGAACAAAGCACUACAUCUAUCCUUCUGCAUACUCUAUGUAUUAUAGUUCUAUCUUCUUGCACCAAAUUUCACAUGCAGAAAGACUAAAAAUACCCAUUUCGGUGGCAGGUUUAAAUAAGAAUCAAUAAAGGUCUUAUGCUACUUUUUCUCCCUACUCCCUCCCUAAGUGAAUUCUCUAAUUUAUUGCUUACUGACCCAAUUAUGUUCAGCUGGAGUUUUUUGAAAGGCAGGUGUUUCUGUCCUUACAAGAGUGUGUUUGCCUGGGAUCUAGGACACUGCAUGAAUAGGCACACCUACAGCUCGUCACUGCUGUCCUCUAGAGCUCCACUACAGUCGAAGCUACCGAGUACCUCAAAGCCAUGUUUCGGGGAAUGGGCACCGUGUAAUAUCAGGGUGAAGAGAAUGUAAUUCAGUCUCUCAAAUAUUCCUUUAGAAUUAAUUGUUUAAAAAUAAAUAAAAUGAAUAAAGCCAUGAUUUCAAUAACAAGCUAUCGAUAAAUUAAAAAAAAAAAUGUGGUCAGCACCAGACUGCCACAAACAAACAAACAAACAAAAAGAGGAAAACCUUUUGUCUUUAAGCUAUAUAUAUAGUUGAAACUGUGUAACUAUUUUUACACAGGUCACCAUAAACUAAUUUUCAAGUCCAUAUCAGAAGGAGUAUUUGUUAAAACAAAACCAACAUAAAAUUCAUGAUUCAACAGAAAAUGUGACAGACUCCUUAGAUUUAACAUUAGAGAUCAGUUUCAAAGGAGAAAAACAGUAGUUACUCCACGAAAUUUAGAUCACCUCCACAGUUUUAUCAUGGCUCUGUAAGAUGAGGUGGAACAGCUGUUGGCAAUGUGGGCCUUUUGGCUCAAAUGGCAUACUAAACAUGGGAUGGAGUAAGGCUGACGGCUCCCGGAACCACCUUUGAGAAAAAUAAACUGGAAAAGAAUUAUAAUCUACCACAAGGAUAGUAUGCUAAAUUCCACUUUAAGGUAUUCAUAACUACCCCCAUAGAAGGCCUACGGGUAGCAUAUUGGAACAUUCAAGUUUCUCCUUUGCUCUAUUUACCCCAUGUAUUAAAUCAUCACUUUCACAUUCUAAAUGACCUUUUUCCUGUAUAAAACUCACUGGCUUCACCUUUAAGUGAAAAGGACAUUGCUAUAGGAGGGGAAAAAAAUCAAGUUAUCCUCAUCAUUUGUCACUGAACAAAGCAAGUGACAGUGAUGAGUGACAAGCAGAAACUGAGUGUAUUUGCUUUCUGACCACUUAGGUGACUUAGAGUGUCCUGGUGAAGGCAGCAAAGCCAAAAUGUCACAAGAUUCAUUUGAGUCUUCCUAAAAAGGCCCCGGGCCCCAAGUCCAAGGCCAUGGAGCUUCCUUCAGUUAGUUGUACAAACGCCUGUUGCUCAUUCCAUAUUAGCUUGGUUUGUUUCAUGUUUCUGGUCUCUCCAGAAAGUGGAAAUAUAGUUCCCAGGAAUGCCCAGUAAUCUUUCCCUGGCCUGAUAUGCUGCAGGGUGUGUGCAAUGCUCUCAUGUGAGGGGGAAUUGUGAGUUUCCACUUUUGGUAGAACGGUUUAAAUACGGUCAAUUCUAACACAGCAUGCUCCAGGUUCCUAUGAUAACUACGAUCCCAGUCAGAACGUGUUGCGGAUCACCAUGCUCAGAGCCUCCCACUGGAGAGCCUGCUGGGUAUUAGGUUAUCUAUAACCACAGUUUACCUUUUCUUUUAAAAUACCUACCACCAGAUUCUUUAUAGAGUCAUAGUUCAUCCUUCUCCAUCAUUUCAAAUGCUUCUAUAUCUUCAUUCCAGUCUGCUAAUAUGGAGUCUAUAGGUUGGACCUUUUUACCCCAGCUAACAUUAGGACUGGAAUCUUCCUCAGUUUCUGACUGUUCUUCAAGUUGGUUAUCUAUAUCUGUACAUUCACCAUCAAGACUUGUGGUCUCAUGGCUUUCUGUAGGGUUAGAGGUCUCUCCAGAAGGGGAAAUGCUUGUGGCAUCAGGGGUCUCUGCUGGAGAGGUUGGCUCUAAGUGAGAGUGUACAGAACUUUCAUCAGGAGACUCUUGAUCAACCAAAUCAAAUGUCUGAGAAAGUGAUAUAACCUGUUCUGCACUUUGAUUCUGAGAGUCAUUUUCAGAAGAUGUCUGUUCUUCACUUUCCAUUUCAGCAUCUGUGUAAGAAACAAGCGAACUUCAUGUUACUUUUCCUCCCAAAACAUGUAGUAUUACACUUACAGUAGCUUCUGCAGUAAAAUUAAGAAAUAUAGAACCACA
Molecule: messenger RNA, 5464 nt
Organism: Jaculus jaculus (lesser Egyptian jerboa)
Lineage: Eukaryota; Metazoa; Chordata; Mammalia; Rodentia; Dipodidae
Gene: Dhrsx
Product: dehydrogenase/reductase X-linked
Exons: 1
Coding region: 31-1026 (331 amino acids)
Molecular function (GO): oxidoreductase activity
Source: RefSeq, a predicted model, not a curated record